Microthlaspi erraticum is the source of this 1170-nucleotide messenger RNA. The record is from the annotation of a GenBank genome assembly. Lineage: Eukaryota; Viridiplantae; Streptophyta; Magnoliopsida; Brassicales; Brassicaceae.
AUGUCAAUCAUCAUAUGUACGAUUUUCUUGUUUCUCUUAAACGUUUCAUCUGCGUUUGCGUUUACAUUUCCCAAACCGUCACUCGCAAGGCAACUAUCGGAAUCAGAGACAUCAAACGCAACAAAUUCCUGCUCAGCAACUGGAAAUCCAAUCGACGACUGCUGGAGAUGCGACCAAAACUGGAAAGACAACCGCAAGAACCUCGCGGACUGUGCUGUCGGAUUCGGACGCGACUCAACCGGCGGUAGAGACGGCGAGUACUACACCGUAACCGACUCAGGAGACGACGAUCCUCUAAACCCGUCUCCAGGCACACUACGGUACGCCGCAACGCAAGAACAGCCUCUAUGGAUCAUAUUCGAUCGUGACAUGGUGAUAAAACUAAAAGAAGAUGUUCUAGUCAAGUCGUAUAAAACCAUAGACGGAAGAGGAAACAACGUGCAGAUAGCUUAUGGGCCGUGUUUGACUUUAUAUAAAGUAAGUAAUGUGAUCAUAAACAAUAUUUAUAUCCACGACUGUGUUCCGGCGGCACGGUCUUUGGGAGGAGGUUACUCGGACGGAGAUGGGAUCUCUAUAUUUGAGUCACGUGAUAUUUGGAUUGAUCAUUGUACGUUGGAGAAGUGUUACGAUGGGCUUAUUGAUGCAGUGAGUGGGUCCACGGAUAUAACGAUAUCGAAUAAUUACAUGUUGAAUCAUAACGAAGUCAUGCUUUUGGGUCAUAGUGAUGAGUUUACCGGUGAUCGAGAUAUGAGAGUUACGAUCGCUUUUAACUAUUUUGGUCAAGGACUUGUCCAGAGAAUGCCCAGGUGCAGGCAUGGGAAUUUUCACAUAGUGAAUAACAUUUAUAGGGAGUGGGAGAUGUAUGCUAUUGGUGGAAGUGCUAAUCCAACGAUCUUUAGUCAAGGAAAUGUUUUCAUAGCUUCUGAUAAUCAGUUCACAAAGGAGGUGACAAAGCGAGAGAAUGCAGAAGGAGACGAUGGAUGGAUGGAAUGGAAUUGGAAAUCAGAAGGAGAUGAAAUGAUUAACGGCGCUUUCUUUACACCGUCAGGGAAUGAGGAUUCUCCGAGCUAUGCGAAAAUGUCAAGUAUGGUUGCUCGACCAGCUUCACUUCUCGAGAUCACACAUCCAUCAGUUGGUGUUCUUAGUUGCCAAAAUGAUCAACCUUGUUAG